AUGACAGAUGCCUGCAGUGGAGGAGAACGUGCUGCAGCUCCCACUUCCAGCCUGGAUGCCUCCGACCCGGAGCUGCACUAUGAGCAGGAGGAGGAGGAGGAGGACACAUCGUCAGGAUCCUCGGAGCCCUCGGACACCAGCAGCAUCUUCUCUGACGACUCUGUCUACCCUUGCUAUGAGGCGUCCCCAGAGGCUGACGGUGCCGGCUUCCUCAGUCUCUACCAGUGCUGUGCCAGGAAUGAUGCCAAGCUGGUGUGGGACAGGCUGGAGCGUGGGGUGACCCGGAGUGAGGCCACAGAGCUGGACAUCAACGGGAGGAACGGGCUGAUGGUCGCCUGCUCCAAGGGCUUUGUGGACAUUGUGCCGCUGCUGCAGAGGUGUCCCUACAUCAACGUCAACCAGCAGGACAACGACGGGAACACGGCCCUGAUGAUGGCUGCCCAGGCAGGACACAUCACCAUUGUCAACUACCUCCUCAACUACUACCCGGGUCUCGAGGUGGACCAGCGAGACCCCCGGGGCCUGACGGCGCUGAUGAAGGCGGCGGUGCAGGGGCGGCAGGACUGCGUCACCGCCCUGCUCCUGGCGGGAGCUGACCUGCAGGCCGUGGAUGCCGUGAAGGGGAAGACAGCCAGGGAAUGGGCGAAUUUCACCGGCCGCUUCGAGACCACCGUGCGCAUCCGGAGCCUCCUGCGGCGCCCGCGCGCGGAGCAAUUCGGAGCCCAGUACCGGCCCGAGUGGCCGGCCCUGGCCGAGCUGGUGGCCAAGGCCCUGAGCCCCAAAUCCAGGAGCAAGAGGCUGUCGGAGAAGAUCCGAUCCAUUUUCACCUUCAACAUCCCCCGCAAUCCCGAGGAGGACGGUGUGAUGGACCACAUGGUGAGGAUGACCACGUCCCUCGCCAGCCCUUUCGUGGCUACCGCUUGCCAAACCGUCUGCCCCGACAGCCCGCCCGAGGUGGGCAAGCGCAGGCUGUCGGUGCCGGAGAUCCUCGGGCAGCACGUGCCGGAUCCGGACGGCGAGUCCCAAACGUCCUCGCGCCCCGGCACCGGGGGAUCGUCCUGCAACGGCCAAGCCACGUCCGAGGGGCGGCUGGUUGCGCCGCCGCGGCCGCCCAGCCGCCUCCUGAGCUUCCUGCCGCUGUGGCUGCGGCGUGGGAACAGCAUCUUCCCCGGGGAGCCCGUCCCAAAAAUCAAAGUGAGCAAAGCCUCUGGCUCGUCCGCCGGGGAGCGGAAGCCACGCGUGAAGGACAAGCACCUGCUGCAGCCGCCUCAGUGGAGGUACAAGAUGCUGAAGGAGGAGAAGAAAGCGGCCGAGGAGGCCAAGACGGGGGAGAAGAAGAAGAAAAAGAAA
Molecule: messenger RNA, 1350 nt
Organism: Pseudopodoces humilis (Tibetan ground-tit)
Lineage: Eukaryota; Metazoa; Chordata; Aves; Passeriformes; Paridae
Gene: ANKRD33
Product: ankyrin repeat domain 33
Molecular function (GO): protein binding
Source: RefSeq, a predicted model, not a curated record